AGGUACUGUAGGUCUGCUGUUGGAGAGAAGGUCCAAGUCCGUAGGAUGUUAUGUACCAGUAGCGCGUUGUUAUCGUUUAUACCCCUGAACGCAGGCUUGGCGUAUGUUUUGGCCUCAUUUGGCCACGCGCCAAUCGCAGGUCAGUGUCCAAAAACAACUUCCUGUUCCGCGCACAACCACUCUUCGCUCUACAGUCUUGCGCAGUUCAAGUGUAUCCAUCUCCUGUCAGUUUGCAUCCGACAUUCCAGCAUUUGGCGCUCGGAGCCAGAAUCUGCUGUCUAGCAUAGACUACCGUCAGAGACCGCGUCUUCGGGAUUACCAGAGCAGAAGCACUUCAAGAUGCGUGGGGAAGUCUGCCACCUGCAUAUCGGGCAGGCGGGAACGCAGCUCGGCAAUGCUGCCUGGGAAUUGUACCUUCUCGAGCAUGGCCUGAAGGCUGAUGGUCGUCCUGACCCUGAUGCCAAUGUUGGCGACCCCGGCUCAUUCGAGACCUUCUUUACCGAGACGAGCGGCAACAAGCAUGUUCCCCGGUCUAUUUUUGUGGACCUCGACCCUUCUCCGAUCGACGAAAUCCGGACUGGCAAAUACAGACAACUGUUUCACCCCGAGCUUUUGAUUAGCGGCAAGGAGGACGCAGCAAACAACUAUGCUCGAGGUCACUACACAAUUGGAAAGGAGAUGGUUGAUGAAGUCCUCGACAAAAUCCGCCGCGUUGCUGACAACUGCUCGUCGUUGCAAGGCUUCUUGAUCUUCCACUCUUUUGGCGGUGGUACCGGAUCUGGCUUUGGGGCUCUCCUCCUCGAGCGACUGUCGGUUGACUACGGCAAGAAGUCGAAACUCGAAUUUGCUGUUUACCCUGCUCCUCAAGUUUCGUCUUCUGUGGUUGAACCAUACAAUGCCGUCCUCUCCACCCACAGCACUAUCGAGCACGCCGAUUGCACGUUCCUAGUGGACAACGAGGCCGUCUAUGACAUUUGCCGCCGAAACCUCGAUAUUCCCCGUCCAGACUACGAGCAUUUAAACCGCCUGAUUGCCCAGGUUGUCUCAUCCGUCACAUCAUCUUUGCGGUUUGAUGGCGCUCUGAACGUUGACUUGAACGAGUUUCAAACGAACCUGGUGCCAUACCCUCGUAUCCAUUAUCCACUGAUCAGCUACGCCCCAGUUGUCUCGGCCAAACGUUCUUCCCAUGAGAGCUUCAAGACCCAGGACUUGACUCUACAAUGCUUCGAGCCUAACAACCAGAUGGUUGUGUGUGACCCUCGCAACGGCAAAUACAUGGCUGUUGCUCUGCUUUACCGCGGUGAUGUUGUCCCGCGUGAUGCAAAUGCCGCCAUUGCUACACUUAAAGCCAAAUCCAGCUUCCAUCUGGUUGAUUGGUGCCCAACUGGUUUCAAAGUCGGAAUCAACUAUCAGCCACCAAUGCCCGUUCCCGGUGGAGAGUUGGCCAAGGUCGACCGUUCAGUCAGCAUGCUUUCCAACACCACUGCUAUUGCCGAAGCCUGGAGCCGCCUCGACCACAAAUUUGAUCUCAUGUACUCUAAACGUGCGUUCGUCCACUGGUAUGUUGGAGAAGGUAUGGAGGAAGGCGAGUUCUCUGAGGCCAGAGAAGAUCUCGCUGCUCUGGAGAAGGACUACGAAGAAGUCGCCAGCGACAGCUUGGAAGUCGAAGACGAUGGCGGUGCCGAAUACUAAACCGACCUUAUGGCAACGGUUGAUGGUGUUGUGGCAAGGCGAUAUCUUUCCGGCGAUUGGACUGGUCAGAACCUUUCGGCGGCCUUUCCACAAGGCGAUGGAUGACUGCAGGAUCCUUGAAUCGAGCAGACUUACCUGCUAGAGGCUGUUGAAUGUGCGGGUUGGACCGGAUGACUGAAUAUGACCAUACGAGAACCAAUGCAGAUUGAAUAAUAGUAAACUUGAAAUGCAUAAUCAGGCCUUUAAACACG
Messenger RNA from Exophiala dermatitidis NIH/UT8656, 1943 nucleotides. Its product is annotated as tubulin alpha-2 chain. Gene Ontology annotation, molecular function: GTP binding; structural constituent of cytoskeleton. The coding region runs from base 340 to 1692 and encodes 450 amino acids. The transcript has 5 exons. Gene Ontology annotation, cellular component: cytoplasm; microtubule. The record is from RefSeq and is a predicted model, not a curated record. Gene Ontology annotation, biological process: microtubule cytoskeleton organization; mitotic cell cycle. Lineage: Eukaryota; Fungi; Ascomycota; Eurotiomycetes; Chaetothyriales; Herpotrichiellaceae.